Molecule: messenger RNA, 1020 nt
Organism: Striga hermonthica
Lineage: Eukaryota; Viridiplantae; Streptophyta; Magnoliopsida; Lamiales; Orobanchaceae
Source: the annotation of a GenBank genome assembly
AUGGCGGCCGCACCAGUUGUUCUUCUUAUCACUCUCCCUUGUGAGAAUCCACCGCCACCUCAGCCUUCUCUACACCAAAUUACAAUGCUGACCCCUUUUCCAUUCUUGAUUUUACUCACUUUUUCGGCUCUGAUUUUCACUCUCUGCGCGAUUUGGAAGAGCUCUAGCCGCGUCAAUGGCGGCGAAGAGCGGCGCAGCCCCGUAAAAAUCGAGUCUUUAGCCUUGAACGACGAUGGGAAGGCAGACCCACAACGGAAACAAGAAAAGGGAUGCGAGCCGGAGCCCGGCCAUGAAAAUUUGGCCUGUUCGCUGCUCCUCGAGAUCUUGCCCUCGGGCUCGCCGAAAUGGGACACCCUUUUCAGCAAGCGCGAGGAAUUUGGUGAUGGGCCGGGUGCGGAAAUAAGGUCGGGCCAGGAGGAGGAGGAGAAGAAGGUGAGGAAGAAGCGGGCCAGGAAGAAGAAGCCCGGCCCGAAUGAAGAGGAUAGGAAGGAUAAAGAGGAGUUUGUUCGUUUGUAUCCGUUCACGAAAUCUUCUAGUGCCACUCAGAGGAAGAUCAAGCAGCAAUAUGAUCAGCUUGUCACGUCUCAUGGAGCAAAUGGCUUGACCCUUGAUCAGGUUGGACAGUUUGUCAAUUGCCUUGUUGAGGCAAGAAAGGAGCUCCAGAAUAAGUCUGAGGUCAUCAAAAGGAGAUUCACAAUUACAAAGGCCCUACUAUUUAAGGCAGAAAGGUCAUCGUUUGACCGGCUUCGUCAACAGAUAUACAAGCUAGAAUUAGAGCAAAAGAGGUUAGAAGAGGAUGCUUUCGUGUAUAACUGGCUUCAAGAACAGCUUAAGGCCUCUCCAGCAUACAAAAAGAUGAUGGAAAUCAGUGCGUGUAUGGAGACAAAGGCAAAAUCGAGCAGCCUUGUGGAGACUACAGAUGAUGAAUUUUGUGAUAUAUCGUUCGAAGAAUUACUUGCCCGAGAAAAGAAGGACGCGUUUUGGCAAAGAAAUGGGAAGCUCAAGCCAUGCUCUGGUUGA